AUGGGGAGUGUUGAUCGAGAUGAUAAUCGGAUUUUUGAGGCGAAUUUCACUAACGAUGGUGCGAAGAAGUUGGGAGAAAUUGUGAAGGAGAAGCUUAAGGAAUUCAUGGGUGAAUACUCAGAUGAUACUUUUGUGGAAUAUGUUAUUGUGUUAUUGAGGAAUGGUAAGAGUAAAGAACAAGCAAAGAGUGAGUUGGAUGUUUUUUUGGCAGAUAAAAGUGAUGCUUUCGUGUGCUGGUUGUGGGAUCAUCUACAUUUGAAUUUAGCUUUGUAUGUGAAACCGAAAAAAUUGCAGGAUGAAGCUCCCAGAAGGAAGCUUACAUCGGAAAUUGAAGCUGCGGUUGAUUCAAAUUCAAAAUUAGAAAGAGGAAAUUCUAAUAAGUUUUCUAGAACUCGGCGUAACAAAGAUUGGAAAGGUUUGGUGAGGGGAGAAGCUGAAGCACGGGCACCUACUAUCAGCAGCUCCAAGGUUAAUAUUGCUCAUUUAGAUGAAAAGGUCUGCCGAAAAUUUAACCAUGGUCCAAGGUCACCAUCUCCUAAACCUGAAUCCACUGGUCAGAGGAAAAGGGACAGAACUGAUGAAAAACAUAGGACAAAGCGGGAUGUUGCCUCACAAGUAAAUGGUGCAGCUUCUCGACGUCUGCUUCAGUUUGCAGUUCGAGAUGCAGUGGGUACUUCAAGGACAUCAAAUCUUGGCAAAUCAAUGGAGCCUUCCUUAAAACGUCUUCGAUCUGUAGUUUCUACAUCCUCCGGUGAUUCAUCUCUGGUUGAACAUUAUCAGCAUGUGCAGCCCACUGCCAGGGUGCCAAAUGCAAUGACUACAGUGAUUAAGGCUGUGGCGGAAGCUGCAGAGGAUGUGAAGUCCAAAUCCUCAGGAAGUGUAUUUGAUAGACUUGGUUGUGGUAUGGAUUCAUCAGCUGAUAACAGCCAACUUGAUUAUCAACAGCAGGAGAAAAGUCAAUCGAUGCAUCUUCAACGAACUGAUUACGAUGGGCAAUUUGCUGCACAUACAACUAUGAUUGAACAUGAAACUGGUUUUCCCUCUGAUUCUAAUUCAGAUAAUGAUUCUAAUUCAGAUAAUGAAGGGUGUCAUGAUUUAAAUGUCAUAGGCCAUGCGGUGACUGGAACUUCUCAGAUCAGAUCCUCUGUUGGAAACAGGGGCAACGAUUCACUCAUGGAGCAGUAUAGUGUAGCAAAAAAUGCUGGCGAUAGUUUGUGUCUAAAUCAGAAUCCAGAACAGGACCAAUCUGCUUCUGCACGUAACACUUCCCGUAAAAUAGUGAAUAUUUCUGUUAAUGUAAAUACUUGGAAGCCGGAGCAGUAUCAGGAACCAAGAGUGAUUGCAGAAUUUAAUGGUCAUAAAACUUUAGGCAAUGAAACUGGAGGUCCCAGAUCUAACAUGCAACCGGUGAAGGAGAAUACACAAGCGAUGAAAAUUAGUAAUGGAAAUGUAAACAUUGCUCCUGAUCUUCAGAAAGAGUCUAUCAAGGCACACUGUACUACUGAUGUAGAUCUGAUUGCAUCUUGUGCAUUCUCAGGUUCUAGUAUUGCCGGUCGUCCUUUAGAAGAUGUGGAUUCCAGAACCAUUUUUGUUAGCAAUGUUCAUUUUGCUGCUACUAAAGAUGGCUUGUCUCGGCAUUUUAAUAAAUUUGGGGAAGUGUUGAAAGUGAUCAUAGUCACUGAUGCUGCAACUGGGCAGCCAAAAGGGGCAGCGUUGGUUGAAUUCAUGCUAAUAGAAGCAGCAGAUAAUGCACUAUCUCUAGAUGGCACUUCUUUCAUGUCACGAAUUCUAAAGGUUGUAAAGAAAAGUGCCGCCCCUCAAGAAUCUGCUCCAACCACAACAUGGCCACGAGUUGUUAGGGGAUCUUCAUUUCCUACUGCUAGGUUUCCCAGACCACCCUUUGCAAGAGGUAUGCCUGGUUCAUUUAGACCUCGCCCCCCAAUGAAACUGGGUGCAAGGAGCAUGCAAUGGAAGCGAGGUGCUCAGACUAAUCCAGUGGACAAUGCUUCAUCAGUGAACACCGGCAAUUUUACCAUGCCUGCUACUCGCGGUCUCACCUACGUUAGAACACAAUCUAAGCCAGAAGGCUUGGGUACGGGUACAUCAUAA
This is a messenger RNA of Vicia faba (fava bean), 2109 nucleotides long. Lineage: Eukaryota; Viridiplantae; Streptophyta; Magnoliopsida; Fabales; Fabaceae. The record is from the annotation of a GenBank genome assembly.